Messenger RNA from Lodderomyces beijingensis, 1398 nucleotides. NCBI's taxonomy places the organism in Eukaryota, Fungi, Ascomycota, Pichiomycetes, Serinales, Debaryomycetaceae. The record is from the annotation of a GenBank genome assembly.
AUGAGCAAUGAGUACGAGCCGCUAGAAAUCAUCGGCAAGGGAUCCUACGGCACCGUGCGCAAGGUGCAGCACCGUCAAACGCGCUCGAUAUGCGUGCGCAAGGAAAUCGAAUACAAGCAGAUGAACAACCACGAGAGGAACCAGAUUAUCUCGGAGCUUCGGAUCCUCAAGGAACUCAAAAACAAGCACAUUGUGCGAUAUUUCAAACACGAGCACGUCUCAUCGCAAAAGUCCAUCCACAUAUACAUGGAAUACUGUCUGGGGGGAGACUUGGCCAAGUACAUUCGACAAUACAAGAGCACCAGCACGCAGGUGCCCGAGGAGUUCAUAUGGCAAGUGUUAGUGCAGAUGCUUAAUGCGCUCUAUCGAUGCCAUUAUGGCUGCGACGUCGACAAGGUCAACUUGUUCAAGAGCUCGCCCACAACGCCCCAGAUCAACUCCGACUCCGUAAUCAUCCAUCGAGAUAUCAAGCCCGAUAACAUCUUCAUCGAGAACGACGUGUUGAAGCUCGGAGAUUUCGGGUUGGCUAAGAUGCUCACUACGCAGAACGACUUUGCCAAGACCUACGUGGGCACCCCUUAUUACAUGUCGCCCGAGGUGUUGAUGGAUGAGCCCUAUCUGCCCGUAUGCGACAUUUGGAGCUUAGGGUGCGUCUUGUACGAGAUGUGUCAAUUGAGCCCCCCGUUCCAAGCCAAGACGCAUCUCCAGCUCCAGUCCAAGAUCAAGCGCGGGGUCAUCCCCAAUUUGCCCGAACUGUACUCGUUGCAAUUGAGAUCAAUUAUUAAGGAGUGCAUCACCGUCGACCCCAAGCUGCGCCCGCUGUGCUACGAUCUCAUCAAUUCACUAAGUAUAAAGUUCCUACGCAAGGAGAUGGAGUUGAAUGAAUAUAAUCGAAACCUAACGCAGCUCAAGAUGGAGCUUAUCAACAAGCACGAGGAGUUGAAGAAAAAGGAACAGUUUCUAGCUUCGCUCGACGCGGAAGUGAAACAACGGGAAACGUACUGCCAAGUACAAGAAUCGAAAUUCAAAGAAAAGGAAAUCAGUUUGACCAAGUUGGAAAACAGCAUGAUUGGAGAGUUUAAUUUGAAAAAGCAAGCGUUGGAUUUAGAAGCUAAGGAGGUGCGAUUAAACUACCAGAAGGAGUUUUGGAGUGUGGUGGAGAAAGCAGUGGACAAGGAAGUCGCUGAACGGAUGAAGCUGAGGCCUCGUGGUCCGCAACACUUGAACGAUUUGGCCGCUGACAAUGGCUCAAAUAUCUUGAGGACAAAGAACUUGAAUUUAUAUGCAGAGUCACCCACGCCUAUUUCGCCUCAGUUCAACGCAGGGCACAAGUUUAGAGUCACUGACGAAUACGAGCGCACCAGAAACGCCGAGGUGAGGAAAUACCGUGUGAAUUGA